Conger conger (European conger) is the source of this 3237-nucleotide messenger RNA. It is a transcript of the gene aspn, whose product is annotated as asporin (LRR class 1). NCBI's taxonomy places the organism in Eukaryota, Metazoa, Chordata, Actinopteri, Anguilliformes, Congridae. Bases 354 to 1466 code for a protein of 370 amino acids. The transcript has 9 exons. Gene Ontology annotation, molecular function: protein binding. The record is from RefSeq and is a predicted model, not a curated record.
CGAGGACAUAGGACACCAAACGCUGCUCACGUCUAAAAUAUACUUAAUCUCUUUCAAAUAUGGGUCAGGUGCAAAUAAUUAAUGUAUUACUCUUUGGCUAAAGAGAAUGAGUUUGUCAUGUUCUUCUUUGGAAGGUGUUUCUUCGGAGGUUAAUGUACCCACUUAGCAGGAGCUGCUUAGAGUGAAUGCAACCUUGACAUUCAGGUUUCCUGAAGAAUGUUUGCAGGACAGCCGUAAGACACGUGCUAAUACGGCUGCGAUUGGUUUUGGAUUUCUCACACCGGAUACAAGGAUUAAAAACGCACUCUUCCUAAGGGUUUUCAUUGGCCGCUGGCAGACACCGGGGCCUGACCAUGAAGGAGAUCGUGCUGCUCUGCCUGCUGGCCCUGUGCCGGGCCAAGCCCUACGAGCCAAUCAACAUCAUGAGCUUCCUGAAGCAUCAUGACAUCAUGCUGCAGGACGACGCGGCGGAAGACGAUGACGACGAUGACGGCAACUUCCUGUUCCCCUCCAUGAGCGCCCCGCCCCACGAUGAGAGCUGCCCCUUCGGCUGCCAGUGCUCCCUCAGAGUGAUUCAGUGCUCCGACCUGGGGUUGAAGUCGGUGCCAAAGAACAUCCCCAAAGACGCGUUAAUGAUCGACCUUCAGAACAACAAGAUCACCGAAAUCAAGGAAAAUGACUUCAAAGACUUAAAAAAUCUCUACGCGCUGUUCCUGGUCAACAACAAGAUCUCCAAGAUCCAUCCCAAGGCCUUCCGCCACAUGAACAAGCUGCAGCUGCUGUACCUGUCCUACAACCUGCUGACCCAGAUACCCGCCAACCUGCCCCAGAACAUCCUGGAGCUCAGGGUCCACGACAACAAGAUCAGCAAGGUCCAGAAGGACGCCUUCCGGGGCAUGAGGGCCCUGCAUGUCCUAGAAAUGAGCGCAAAUCCUCUUGCCAACAGUGGGAUUGAGCUGGGAGCAUUCGAUGGCAUGUCUACCUUUUAUUUAAGAAUCGCAGAGGCCAAGAUCACCGCAAUACCAAAAGACCUCCCGCCCACCCUGACUGAGCUACACCUGGACUACAACAAGAUUGGAAAGGUGGAGCUGGAGGACCUUUACAGAUACAAGAACUUACUCAGGCUGGGGUUGGGCUUCAACCAGAUCAAGUUUGUGGAGAACGGAAGCUUCGCCAGCAUCCCCAACAUCAGGGAGAUCCACCUGGACAACAACAAGCUCCGGAGCGUUCCCGCAGGCCUGGACACCCUCAAGUACCUGCAGGUGGUGUACCUCCACGUGAACAGCAUCGGCAGCGUGGGCCCGGACGACUUCUGCCCCGCGGAGCGCAGCGUGAAGAAGUCCCCCUACGUGGGCAUCAGUCUCUUCGCCAACCCCCUGAAGUACUGGGAGGUGCAGCCCGCUACCUUCCGCUGCGUGGUGGGCCGCCGGGGGGUGCAGCUGGGCAACUUCAGGAGACGGAAGUGAACGCCUAACCCCCAGCGCCAAAACCCCCACACACACCCCCCACCCCCCACCCUCACCCUCACCACACACACCUAAAGCCUGGUGCUGCAGGGGUCUCACAUCAACGCCGUGCUAGUGUCGAGCCGCCUCCUCCUGCGUAGUUGUUAUGAUGCAGGCAGAGGCCAGGUCGGUGCGGCCUGUUCAGGGCGGGGGGGACAAUAACUUUUGGAACAGGAAGCUGAACCGAGAGGAAAAAAAAAAAAAAAAAAUUUAUAAAUAAAAAAACCCCUGCCGCAAUGUGGCCCCUUCAGCACCAGGAUUAGGAAGUGUCAACCGAGGUUUAAGAGCCUUGAGCAGAGAGAGAGAGAGAGAGAGAGAGAGAAUGGUCUCAAUACUUGAAUAUCUUAGGAGUGUGAAAAAGGAAGGAUAAAUAAAUUAAAUUACCAACCAAGGGGUUAGUCUGCAGGGAUGAAACUUUAAUAGACACAUAAAGAAGCUAGUCUGUUCCAUUUAAGAGAAGAUGUCCAGAGCCUUGCUUCUAAAUGGCAUUUUUUUCCACCCUUGAAAACAGAGGAUCCACCAUUCUUAAGGCGAAUCGAGUGCAAUCGUUACGUUACAUUACUCUCGGACAACUACAUUCUUGAAGUUGACUGUUUUCACGUGAAAUAAAGGUUGUUUGUUUUAGAUACUUUUAUACCUUUUAUACAACAUAAUAACGCUGUACAGGCCGCAGAUACAGUACUUCCUGCUUUGAAGCGCAGACUCCCAAGGCCCCUACGGCAGCCAUUUCGAGCCGGUCGGUGCCUUGCAUGGCAGCCAAUCGCCGUCGGUGUGUGAGCGUGUGCGAAUGGGUGAAUGGAGAAGCAUCAAUUGUACAGCGCUUUGGAUAAAGGCGCUAUAUAAAUGCCAGCCAUUUACCAUUUACCAUUUACCAUUCUAAAUCCAGCAGGUCAUCAGACACUUCUGGAUGUAAAGUAUGCUUCAUUCUACACAGAAGACGUCUGGGCCAACUGUAAUCAGUCACUAACACUAAAAUAAUAUAUUGUUUAAAACCCAGGAAACUAUCCAUCCCUUUGAAUACAGUUCAAAGACAAUGACAAAGUAUUUACAGUGUACACGCAUCCAGGCCAACACAGCCUGAAAUGGUGUUUGAUGUUGUACGAUACCAUUUUUUGACUUUUACCAGCCUUGGGUUAGUUUGAAGCGCGGUAAGAAAGGACUGUUUUCUUUUCAUACCUACUGUAUGAACCAUGGAAAGCCACCUGGACACAGACAGCACUCGAGCAGCCAGUCAGCUUAACGUCCUUAUCCAGUUUCUCAAAAUGACUAUACAGCGCCACCUCCUGGUUACUACGCCACAAUACAGCAAACCUCAGCACAACGCAAUACAGUCUGGAGUGUAGUGUGUGCUGGUAAGAAAAUCAUUGGUUUGUAAAAUAAAAUAAAAAAAACAUGACCUUCCUCUUUUGUAUUAAAAAACACAUUUCACACCACUGCAUCCACAACUGGAAAAAAGCCAAGGAGGUCUCCAUGUGAUGCGAUUACUUUGAAAUUUGGAUUUUUUAAAAACUUUUUGUUUCAGUUUGCAUGCUUAAGUAAUCUAAUAUGUAGUUGUUCCUUUCCCCCUGAAUGUAUAACGCCACAGAAAGCCAUGUGAGUAUACAUGUUCUCAAAUAUGCUUUAAUCUGAAUAUAUUUCAUUGUAUAUAUGCAUACUGUACUUAAAACAAGGACUUGUAUAUUUAUUAUUCGAUCUGAAUAAACGGUUCAAGUUACACUUGUUUUUAAACUGA